ACAACGGCGAGCACGUCGAUCGACCCUGGGAAUUGUCUGUUGUUUCCACACACUCAACGACCAACUUGACCAUCCAACGACGACAUAAUUUGACAGACCAGUUGUGCGAGACAGGUUGCCCGUGACUUCGUGUAAAUCGCGCAGAGACAUCACCUGCUCGUUCAAGAACAUAUUCAAACCACUCCGGUCCACGAACGACUUCAACACGCGAACACCACACGUGGUACGCUGGCCGUUAUGGAUAAUACUUUGGACAACACGACCCUCUCGACGGUGUCGCUCCUCGAAUCGCGGCUGCUGCGCAUCGAGCACCUUCUGUAUGGCCCGACCGCGGCGUCGCCAUCGUCCCAGACAGAGUCCGCGGUCGACACGCUCCAGGACCUCGAACGCCGCUUCAACCACCUUCUGUCCCGUAUCCGCGUCUACGGCGAGUUGAUAAAGAUUUACAACUUCCAUCCAACCCUCUUCCAGCCCCCUCCAUCCCCCGAGCCCCCGACCCAGCUGGCCCCGGAGGCGGUUCAGGCAACCGUCCUCGCAUCCGCAGCUUCCUUCCCGGCUACAGCCUCCUCGCUGACCUCUGUCAACGACUGCCCGAUUCCCGAAUCAUCACAGAGCGCCGCCCUGGCCUCCCUCGUGCCCAAGAUGCGCGGUAUUGAGACGAUGCAGAUCGCUCAGGAGGCCGAGAUGGCUGACCUUCGCGCACGGAGCGAGGAGGUCCUCAAGAGAUGGUACCAACAGAGCAUCCUAGGCGCUUCCGAAUUUGUAGCCGACGUCGAGGGCCGAGUGGAGCUGGUCGAGCGCCGUGUGCGGAGGGCCGAACGGGAAAAGGAAGAAGCUGCAGCCAUUUGAUGAGCCCUGGACGCGUUCCACAAUCAAGCCGUCGCGAUCCGAUCUAAAUCAGCAUUCGCUGUCGUUUGUCGGGCUUUUCUCCAGAGCAAGGCAUUGUUUGCACCGAACCACGUGUGUUGUAGCCUCGGAGCCCGCCACCAUCGGUCAGUCACCAUCUCAUCUGGACCAUCGGCCGGCUUUCAUGGAAACAGACAGCGGCCUUGCGGGGCCAACACCAUGGCGGAAAAGGGCAAACAGCGCAAGGUCUGUAGACGAAAAUGAUGGUAUCGCCAGCGAUCGUCAAGGCAGCCGUGGAGAACUACUGCGACUGGCCGGCGAAGACCCCCCUCUCGUCCCAAGGACCGAGUACAGGGCGGAUGGCUUUCUUCGUCACACACCAUCUUGGCCUACAGGAGUUCCGGCAUUGGCAUACAAAAGGUUCAGAUUACCGAGCAUGUGAGCGGACGACCCCGAAAAAGUCUGACGUCGGCAGCCCGAACGACGAAGCAGAACGAAAAAGAAAAGAAAAAAGCUUCUCCAGAGUUUGCGCAUGAUCAGAUCAGAGCACCAAUGAUGCAGAGACGUGAUGAAUCAGAGGGCGGAAGUAUCAUGCCGGGUCAGCUCGGGCAGCCGUACGGGAGUUUGCCUCUCCGCGUUUCAGAAGCAGGUUUGUCCCAGUUCCAGGACUGGUUGGCGGGUGCUGCCCAGGCUCUGACCCGGCUGCUCGGCGGGUUGAGUCGAGAUUAGCGGAUGAACUCCAGCAAGCCGGGCACGGCACUGUUUUGUUAUCAUUUCGUUCGGCCCUGAACGGUGGCAAGUAGCUGUCAAUAAGAGAAUACCAAUUGCUGCUUCUCGAGUGGUAGCGUGAGAACCAGGUCUGAACGUGACAAGGGCGGGGACCGA
Colletotrichum destructivum is the source of this 1731-nucleotide messenger RNA. Its product is annotated as Putative dynactin subunit 3. Gene Ontology annotation, cellular component: dynactin complex. NCBI's taxonomy places the organism in Eukaryota, Fungi, Ascomycota, Sordariomycetes, Glomerellales, Glomerellaceae. The coding region runs from base 238 to 849 and encodes 203 amino acids. The transcript has 2 exons. Gene Ontology annotation, biological process: cytoskeleton-dependent cytokinesis. The record is from RefSeq and is a predicted model, not a curated record.